AUGAGAGUAACUCUCUUUCUACUCUUAUUUGCUGGUAGCAACGCCGCAAGCAACAUUGUAGAAAAGAUUGACAAAGCAUUGAGCGAUUUACCCACGACACUGAACAAGGCUGAGCUUCUCGCCAAUUAUGAAAGGAUUCACGCACAUGAAGAAGAGACCGAGAAUGAACUUCGGCUGAGCCCACAACAACAGGAAACCGUGCAGUAUCUCGAAGCGGAAGCAGCAGCAUUACACCGAAACGAACAACUAGAAAGUGAAGGUAUGCACACAUCUAUCGAGGAUAUCAACAUGCAGUCACCAUUGGGAGAGCUUUUGUAUCAGAGCGACAUUGUCCUGAGCACUGAACAAGCCGAAGAUAUUGCCGCAGCAGGAGAAAAGAAUCAAACAAGCAGAACUAAGCGUCAGUCAAUGAAUUUCAAAGUGCACCCGAAAUCCAAGUGGCCAGAUAACACAGUGUUUUACUCAUACAACAUUAGAUUAGAACCUGAAACAAGGGAAGUUUUCCAAAAAGCGGCAAUGGAAUGGCAGAGCCAAAGUUGUAUCAAAUUCGUUGAGAAUCCUAGCGUCGAAAACCGCGUUCUGCUGGUAGAAGAGGGUGGCUGCUUCUCGAACGUAGGGCACUUGGGCAGAGUGCAAAAGCUUUCCCUGGGAAUGGGAUGCGAUACGAUUGGUAUCGCCGCGCAUGAGCUUGGCCAUAUAAUGGGAAUGUGGCAUACACAAUCGCGAACUGAUCGGGACGAUUACGUCUUCAUCGAUACAACAAAAGUUCACAAAACUUACAUGAGCGAGUUCAAGAUUUAUGAACCAGAUAUGAGUGAGCUUUACGACGUUCCUUACGAUUAUGGAAGCAUCAUGCACUACUCUGCUAGAAGCUUUGUUUACGAUAAGCGUAACAAGAGCCACUACACUGUGGUGCCCCAUGAUAUCAGAUAUACUGAUACGCUAGGCUCACAUAUUAUUUCUUUCUACGAUAUAUUCCAUUUGAACAGGAUGUACGACUGUCUAGACAAAUGUAAAGGAAAGCAACGCUCAUCCGGAAAGACGAGAGUCAAGCGACAGAUGGGGAGAUACUUCAUGGGUUCGGGUUCAUCCAUUGGCGGCAGGACCUCAAGCAUCUCUCGUGGCAGCAUAAUUGGCGGCUCAAGUGGUAGACGUCCAGGAGCUGAAGGCGGUUCAAACGGUGCUGCAGGCAUAGCCGGCAUAAGAGGUGGUGGUGAACUUCCAGGACUUCACGGCGACACAAGACUCCCAGGGGAAAGGGGCUCAAGCACCGGAGGCAAGACGGCCUGGUGGAACCUACCCAGUGUAAUUGGCGGCAUGCUUCCCGACUGGAUAUUCAAUAUCGGUGCAAACUGGGACUGGGACUAUACAGUUUUACCACCCACUACAACAACAACCACAAGCCGCCCAGCCACAACAACGUCCAGACCAAAGACAACCACACGCCCCCCAUCUACGACUACGACUAGACCGAUAACCACCUCGACCAAACCCAGAGUAUCUACUACAACUACCACAACUACCACACCCACCACAACUACCACGACUGCGCCUGUCGCGCCCGGCCCCUCCGGCCCACGUGUGGAACCAGUUUACGAGAGGGGAAAUUGCGAAAAUGGUGGAUACCCAAAUCCUAAAGAUUGCUCUAAAUGCGUCUGCCCAUCUGGAUAUGGAGGCAGACUAUGUAAUGAAAGGCCAGCAGGAGCAGGCAAAGUACUGCAAGCCAACAGCAAUGUCCAAAUUCUUAAAGAUACGAUUGGUUACAAGGAUGUAAAUGGGCUAUAUUUUUCGAAAAAAGACUUUAAGUGGGCUCACUACUGGAUACAGGCUCCUCAAGGAAGAAAAGUCGAGAUUACCGUUGGUGAUUUUUCGAACGCCCUUAAAAAGGACCUGAACGAGGACGGAGGAUGCACCUUUGCCGGUGUUGAAAUCAAAACACAAAAAGAUCAGCGUUUGACCGGAUAUAGAUACUGCUCCCCUUCAUUUGCUGGACAGGUAUUCGUAUCAGAGAGCAACCUUGUGCCUGUCAUGGUAUAUAGCAGAACCUUCGAGAUUACGGCAAUUCUUCAGUACCGCAUGAUUUGA
Cylicocyclus nassatus is the source of this 2085-nucleotide messenger RNA. NCBI's taxonomy places the organism in Eukaryota, Metazoa, Nematoda, Chromadorea, Rhabditida, Strongylidae. The record is from the annotation of a GenBank genome assembly.